CAACUGCUAAUUUGGUGAUGACUGCAGUUGGUGUUGGAGUCCUUGCCUUACCAAACGCAGUAGCAUUAGCUGGUUGGGUUGUUGGGCCUCUACUACUACUGCUAGCCUGGGCGUUAACACAUUUUAUGAUGUGUUUGUUGUGGCGGUGUAU
This is a messenger RNA of Perkinsus marinus ATCC 50983, 151 nucleotides long. RefSeq lists its product as hypothetical. The transcript has a single exon. The record is from RefSeq and is a predicted model, not a curated record. NCBI's taxonomy places the organism in Eukaryota, Perkinsozoa, Perkinsida, Perkinsidae. The annotation marks the transcript as partial.